GGGGAAACACUUCCGCCCACAAUGUAGACAAACUUCUGAUUGGUCCUACCUCAUCCCGGCAUGCCUCAUUCCCACGGACCAUUUCCGCCCUGUGAAGCCUGUCUCCGGGACCUUGCCAUCCUGUGGUGGUGACGUAAUUCUGCGCCAACGCGCAGAUGGAGCAGUCAUUCCAGGUCGGCCAUGAAAGCGGGCGGAGCGGUGAUCUUCAGGCUGCUGCUGCACCGGGGAGCUGGGCGGCACCGCGUGUAACAGGUCAACAACUCCGGUUCUGAGAAGGCUCUCACGGACUCUAAUCUUCAUGAUAUUCCUGUUUGAGCACAGUUUACUGCAAAAAUAACAAUGGAUCGGGGAAGAGGUCAAAGGGAAGGUGCAGGCUUAAGCAGAAAUAUUUACCCUCAACAAUAUAGCUACCCCUCAUCACAGAAUUUAGAGAUACAGGAGCUAGCAUCCAAGAGAGUGGACAUUCAGAAAAAAAGAUUUUACUUGGAUGUCAAACAGAGUGCUCGAGGACGUUUUUUGAAAAUCGCAGAAGUCUGGAUUGGCAGAGGGCGACAGGAUAAUAUCAGAAAGAGCAAGUUAACUUUAUCUUUGUCUGUUGCUGCUGAAUUAAAGGAUUGUUUAGGCGAUUUCAUUGAACAUUAUGCCCAUCUAGGUCUUCGAAGCAGUCAUUCUCAGAGAAGUGAACAUGGAAGUGACAAAGAGCAUGAUUCCAGGAGGAGACCACAUCCAGCCUCACCAUCCGGUUCUGCGGGAUCUGAAGAGCCUGCCACACACAGUGUACUGAAAACAGAAUACAUUGAGCGAGACAAUAGGAAAUAUUACCUAGACCUUAAGGAAAAUCAGCGAGGACGUUUUUUAAGAAUUAGACAAACUAUGACCAGAGGGCCUGGAAUGAUUGGCUAUUUUGGCCAGAGUUUGGGUCAGGAGCAGACUAUAGUUCUGCCAGCGCAAGGUAUGAUUGAAUUUAGAGAUGCAUUGGUUCAACUUAUUGAAGAUUAUGGUGAAGGUGAUAUAGAAGAACGAAGAGGUGGUGGGGAUGAACCUCCUGAGCUUCCAGAAGGAACAUCUUUCAGGGUGGACAACAAGCGGUUCUACUUUGAUGUGGGUUCGAACCGUUAUGGCAUAUUUUUGAGGGUAAGCGAAGUUAGACCACCAUACCGCAAUACUAUAACAGUCCCUUACAAAGUGUGGACAAGGUUUGGGGACAAUUUUAUUAAAUAUGAAGAAGAAAUGAGAAAAAUUUACAACAGCCAUAAAGAAAAAAGAAUGGAUGUCCGUGUGGACAGUAGUGAAGAGCAAGAGUGUCCAGAAUAGAACAAAUGCCAGUUGAACACCUACAAAAUUAUUGAAGUCUUUUUAUUGAAGACCAAUUCUGUAGUCUUUUAGAAGAUUUUUCCUAUUUUUAAUUUUUGUUCAUUCCUUUAUUUUUUAGCAGAGAAUCAUUGGACAAAAUGAAUAGUCUGGUAUUCCACAUUUAAUCUACAACACAGAUACUCUAUGAGCGUACCAGCCUCUCUUACAGCUGCUUCACUAAUAUCAAGACUUUAGAAGUAUGUUUUUGAUCAGCACAAAGUUCAACAUUUUAAAUACCUUAGGUAAGGCUUGAAUUGCACUAUCAAAGCUAAUCACAUAUAUCUAUAUUUCUACUUGUAUAGAUGUAUAGAUAUAUUAUACAGUGUUAUACAGAGAAGACAUAUUAUAUAAACUUUUUUUUUUUUUUUUUCAUUUGAUAAGAAAAGCUCUGACAAGCUUAUUUACAGGGCAUUUAUUACUGUGAAUGUAUAUGAAAUGCAUUUACAUGUUUGCAGACUCUGUUCGAGUUUAGAAUGUCUGCUGGAUACAGGAUCCAUCAGUAAUGAAGAAGAAGAAGAAUAGCUGACAGUGUGUGUGUGUUAACUGUUUACACUGUUUACAGCCAAGGAAUUUAUAUUUCUCACUAUUAAAAACAUCAAAAAUUAUAGUCUCAACAAAAUAGCUGCACCGUAAACAAAAUUGAGAUUAAUAAAGAUGUCCAUACAGCAGUUGUGUUGUGCAGAGGUAAGAGUGUGCAAUUAUGCCUUUUAACAAUACUUCUCCCAUCAUGGCUGUUUUUUUAUAUAUAAAUCUAUAGACUAUGAAGCACCUCUGUAUAGGCCUGUUGUAUAAUGGUAGCUUGUUUAUACUAUAUGUUAAUUUAUCUUUUGGGGGAUUUUUCCCUCCUAUGUGUGGGUGUGUUAGGUUAUAAUGAAAUGGCUAUUAGUGAAUGUGCAACUAUACUUAUGGUUAGUUGUUGCUUGAUUGCAGUGUUUAUACAGCAUCUCCUGGCAUAGAAAGUGUGGAUGUUUAAAGGAAAAGAAGACAAAAACCUUUGUUCCACCUUAAUAGUGGCAUAGGGUUCUCAUUCCUAAAAAAGGGGACUAUUGAACCAUACCAAAUCUGCCCUUACUUGCGUAUUAUUUUGCACAAGGGUUGCUGAAUUUAUAUGUUCGGUGUACAAGCACUGAAAAGUUUUAUUUUUAUUUAAAGAAAAAAAUACAUAUAUAUCUAUAACUAUAUAUACACCAUUAGUGUUUUAGUUAAUUGAAACUUGUAUAUAUAUCAUAGUUAUGCAUGUUAAGCAUACCUAUAGAGUUACCUUUUUUAGUAAAGAUUCUAAGUGGAGUGUACAGUAAGUAUCACUAAACACUGUUGCUGCUAAUCACAGUGCCUGUAGUAACUGAGAACAUGUACACAGCUAACUGGGUGUAUGAAUGUAACAGCAGACCAUUUGGGCCAUACAUAUCCCACAUUUGGGUAACAAUGAUUCCUCUAUCCGUCACAUAAUGACAUUUUCCAUGAUUGUUCUUGUACAAUAGAUUUCCAGUUGAAGUAUAAAAUUUGGAUUUUUUUUUUUUCUGCACAUAAUCACUUUAUCAUGGUAUCCGUCUCAAUAUGAGUGUUCCUUAUAUAUUUGCUAAUUUUUUUUUUUUUUUAUAUUAUAAUGAAAAAAACUUGUGUGUACAUUAAUACAUUUCUUUUUCUUCUAAACCAUAUAUAGAAUAAUAUACAAUAAUCAGAGUUGUUUCAAUAGGGCUAAUUUAGCAACAUUGCAUUUAGGUGUGAGAUCGGCACUGAAUUAGAACUGCUCAGCAAAUGGCUUUUAUCUGUCUAGUGCAAGUUGGUCAGUGUAAGGAAAUAUCGAAUAGUUGCUGUAGUAAGUGCAAAUGUUACACCUUAGUGAAAUGUUAACUCAAAUGAAAGGCCAUAUACAUAGGCGUGCGCAGCACAUUUUAUUAGGGGGUGCACCGUUGGAGGGGCGUGUCUAGCACCAUCUAUUGAUGGUCAACGCAAUAUAAAAUAUCCACCCUUGUACCAAUCCUAAUAAAGCAGAUACAUUGUCAGAUGUUGUGGUGUGCACCAAACAAACACCCCUGAUGGCACUCACUGCAAUUACACUGCUCCUCCUCGGCCUGGUCUGGCUCCCCCUCUCUUUCCCCUGCAAGCUGCAGCAGCUUACUUACAAGUCAGUCACUCACUGACACCGACGGUCGCAGACUAGUACUGCUGCUGCUGUAAAAACGAGUGACGUGUCAAUGCUGCUGCCGACCGCCUGCCAGUAUUGAAUUUGUCUUCCUAGGAGGAAUGCUGGCUGCAUGCUGAUCCUCAUCAGUGGCUGGCGUUGGCAUAGCAUAGGAGAGAGGUGCGUGUGUGGCGAGUGUGAUGGGUGGGCCUGCGAGCAGCAUGACUUAAUCGCAUCACAUCACGCUGUUUUUGUACAUGGAGGUGGAGCCGGGAGUUUGAAAGCCGGUGGCAAUGGCACCCUUGAUUAACCCAGGCGUCUGGUCAUUAAUGCAGUCCCGACAGGGUGCAGCGCAGAGGGGACAAUAAUCAGCCUGCUUGGCGAUCGCUGCAUCAGGCAUGUGAGAUCGGGGUGCCAGACAUUAGGGGGUGCCUGUGCGCACCAGGCACCCCCCCUGCGCACACCUAUGGCCAUAUAGCGUAUAUACUAACACAUUAAGAAGGCAAUAUUGUAUGUGUGUGUUCUACCACCAUGGUUUAGGGUUAGUGUAUAUAGGCCCUCAUUCUGAGUUGUUCGCUCGGUAUUUUUCAUCGCAUCGCAGUGAAAAUCCGCUUAGUACGCAUGCGCAAUGUUCGCACUGCGACUGCGCCAAGUAACUUUACUAUGACGAAAGUAAUUUUACUCACGGCUUUUUCUUCGCUCCGGCGAUCGUAAUGUGAUUGACAGGAAAUGGGUGUUACUGGGCGGAAACACGGCGUUUCAGGGGCGUGUGGCUGAAAACGCUACCGUUUCCGGAAAAAACGCAGGAGUGGCCGGGGAAACGGUGGGAGUGCCUGGGCGAACGCUGGGUGUGUUUGUGACGUCAACCAGGAACGACAAGCACUGAAAUGAUCGCACAGGCAGAGUAAGUCUGGAGCUACUCAGAAACUGCUAAGUAGUUAGUAAUCGCAAUAUUGCGAAUACAUCGGUCGCAAUUUUAAGAAGCUAAGAUUCACUCCCAGUAGGCGGCGGCUUAGCGUGUGUAACUCUGCUAAAUUCGCCUUGCGACCGAUCAACUCGGAAUGAGGGCCUUAGGCUCCAGGUUUUUUAGGUCUUUAGGGAUUUGAAGAACUGUAAUCCCUGUUUGUAAGACUUCUGUUGAACUAUAAUGAUGUUCUUUAGCCUGUAUAUUGUAAAAAAAAAAAAAUGUUUGUACCUGCUGAAUGCAUAGUAGCAAUGCAAAUUAAGUUUUACAUGCAAAAACCAUUUUACAUCUGUGGCAGGACACAGGAGAACAUCGCACUUCUAAGUCAAGUACUUUAUAAGCGUCAUUUUAUGAUAGAGUAGCUUCUUAUCUGUUCUAGGUCUACAGAGUUGUCAGCAUUUUACAUUGACACUCUAUGUAGCAAGUCAUGAAGCUAAUACUCUGGAAAAUGUAAGGGCACCCAUCAGGCCUUCAUGUUCUAUGUAGUAGGACUGCAGUUUGUUUGGCUUACUAUGUGUUAUCAGGCUUUAAUUCAUUUUUUCCACAUUUAAUCUUCAACACAGAUGCUCUAUGAGCAUACCAGCCUCAGUUUAGGGAACAUAACCCCAAAUUGUAAUGGAUAUAUUUGGCCCGUUUAAAGAACCAAUAAUAUGGUAAAGAACAAUUCUGCAAUAACUGACAUACUCAUUACUCGGGCGCAUUGUGAUGCACUUUUAUUCACCACUUGGAUUUCAGCUUUAUUAUAUAUCACUUAAACCAUUAAACAGUCUUAACCAGCCCCCCCCUCCCCCCGCCUCCUUAUGAAGUUCCUUGUCAUUUUUAUUCUUCUGAUUGCACUACUUGUUCUAUUGCGUUUCAUGAUCUAGAAGACAUAUGUAGCCUCCAGUUUAAAUGGUUAUAUAGAUAAAUAAUGGUCAU
This is a messenger RNA of Pseudophryne corroboree (corroboree frog), 5360 nucleotides long. RefSeq names its product purine rich element binding protein G (gene PURG). Bases 340 to 1314 code for a protein of 324 amino acids. Gene Ontology annotation, molecular function: DNA-binding transcription factor activity, RNA polymerase II-specific; RNA polymerase II transcription regulatory region sequence-specific DNA binding; purine-rich negative regulatory element binding. Gene Ontology annotation, biological process: regulation of transcription by RNA polymerase II. Lineage: Eukaryota; Metazoa; Chordata; Amphibia; Anura; Myobatrachidae. The transcript is spliced from 3 exons. The record is from RefSeq and is a predicted model, not a curated record. Gene Ontology annotation, cellular component: nucleus.